Messenger RNA from Cinclus cinclus, 3062 nucleotides. RefSeq names its product PDZ domain containing 7 (gene PDZD7). Gene Ontology annotation, molecular function: protein binding. Gene Ontology annotation, biological process: auditory receptor cell stereocilium organization; sensory perception of sound. Gene Ontology annotation, cellular component: plasma membrane; stereocilium tip; stereocilia ankle link complex. Bases 1 to 2730 code for a protein of 909 amino acids. The record is from RefSeq and is a predicted model, not a curated record. The transcript is spliced from 16 exons. Lineage: Eukaryota; Metazoa; Chordata; Aves; Passeriformes; Cinclidae.
AUGGCCCAGGACUGGGACGCGCUGCUGUCAGGGAUGACGACAGGCAGCCGGUCACGGAGCUCCAGCAGCGAAGCCAGCCUGGCUCCCCACUACCUCCUCAGCAAGCAGAGCCGCCUGCUAAAUGGGACCACCCGAAGCAGCCGUGCCGCCUCCCCCAUGGGUCGUGUCAUCCUCAUCAAUGCCCCCAUUGAAGCCAGCAGCAACGAGAGUGAUGUCAUCAAUGCCAUCACAGUAGAGAAGAGCGUGGACGGCAAACUGGGCUUCAGCGUCCGUGGUGGCUCUGAGCAUGGGUUGGGCAUCUUUGUCAGCAAAGUGGAGGAGGGGAGCACUGCUGAGCAGGCUGGGUUGUGUGUUGGUGACAAGAUCACAGAGGUGAACAGUGUGAGUCUGGAGAACAUCACGAUGAGCAGCGCUGUCAAGGUCCUCACCGGCAACAACCGCCUCCGCAUGGUGGUCCGGCGGAUGGGCCGUGUGCCAGGAAUCAAGUUCUCCAAGGAGAAGACAGCGUGGGUGGACGUGGUGAACAGGCGCCUGGUAGUAGAGAAAAGCGGCUCAACACCAUCAGAGAGCGGCUCCGAGGACGGGCUGCGGCGCAUCGUCCACCUCUACACCACCUCCGAUGACUACUGCCUGGGCUUCAACAUCCGUGGUGGCAAAGAGUUCGGCCUCGGCAUCUAUGUCUCCAAGGUGGACCCCGGAGGGCUGGCAGAGCAAAACGGCAUUCGGGUGGGAGACCAAGUCCUUGCAGCCAAUGGAGUCAAGUUUGAAGACAUAAGCCAUAGCAAGGCAGUGGAAGUGCUCAAGGGGCAGACCCACAUCAUGCUAACAAUCAAGGAGACAGGCCGGUUCCCUGCCUACAAGGAGUUGGUGGCCGAGUACUGCUGGCUCAGUCGCUUGACCAACGGGCAGCUGCAACAGCUGGGUCAGACCUCGGAAACCAGCUCCUCCAUCUCGUCCUACUCCUCGGGGCCAGCACCAGGGGCGGUGAAUGGACUGGGGGCAGCUGCCCCAGUGGCCCCAGCCCGCACCGUGGAUGUGGCCAUCUCCACAGAGGAUGGGCCACGGCGGGGAUGGGUGCGGGAACGUGCCGAGCGGGCCAUGCAGACCGAGCCAGCCACCGAGGGGCUACCAGAGACACGGCGCACAGUGCGGCCCCCCGAGCUGCUGCGGGACACGGCCAUCCGGGGCCAGGGCACCCGCGAGACCCCCGGCACCCACCCACGCCGGACCUUCACCCACUCACCCAAGACAGCGCUUCUGCUGGCACUGAGCCGGCCACGGCAGCCCAUUACACGCUCCCAGAGUGACCUCACUGUCGCCGAGGAGAAGCGGAAGAAGGAGAAGCCAGAAGGACAAGGGGCACGGGGGGCUCCUCCAGGACUGCACCGCUCCAAGACCCUUGUCAACCUCUUUUUCAAGGGGGGCCGUGCCACCAGCCAGAGCUGGGCCCCCCCCAGCCAGGAGGCCCCUGGCUCUGAUCGCCGGGCACGCACCAAGUCCCCAGGGCGCUCUGAUGGGGACAGAGUAGGCGCUGUGCAGAAGUGUGUCAUCAGGAGCUUGAAGCGGGAGAAAAGCCGGCGCGCCAGCAUCCUGGGCCCCAUGGGCAUUGCCACCCUGCAGCCCAACGGCAGCGACCCUGAGGCCCGGCUCCUGCACAUCCAGGAUACUGCUGCACGUCUCCUCAGUCCCGAUGAGGUGACAGCCGUGCUCCGCCACUGCUCCCGGUACCUGCAUGAGGGCAGUGUGGAGGAUUUGGUGCGGCCACUAUUGGCCAUCUUGGACCGGCCUGAGAAGGUCCUGUUGCUGCGGGACGUGAGGAGUGUGGUGGCCCCUACAGACCUGGGCAGGUUUGACAGCAUGGUGAUGCCUCUGGAGCUGGAAGCCUUUGAUGCCCUAAAGAGCCGUUCAGUGCGCUCACCUGCCCUCCGCCCAGCCCACCAUGACGUCCCCCCCAAGAGACACCUCAUCACACCAGUGCCUGACUAUCGAGGCGGAUUCCUGCUGAAGCCAGCUGGGACCCCAGCGCCAGAGGAAGCUGGGGAGCAGCAGGCGAGCCCAGCCCGUCCAAGAGCCUCCCCCAGCCCCCGCCGGCCUCACCCCCGCACCUACACUCCACUCCCCGACGUGCCAGUGGAUGCCUAUGCCUCUGCCAGCCAGCCCCUGCCCACCCUUGGCCCUAGGUCCCCCAACUGGCUGCUGGCUGAACACCCCCCUGGCAAGGGGCAUGGGCACUCUCGCAGCCCCCAGGCCACCUGGCGCAAGGAACCCCCCAGGUCAGCGCCCAACAGAGAAACCGAAAUACUGGGAAAGCCCCAGCGGGCAUGGCCCCCUCUUGUCCCUCUCUUUGGGGGGCCAGGGGGUGAGGCAAGGGCUGGGGCAGCCACCAAUGGCCCUGAAGAUGCUGGCAGGGAGGAAGACGAGGAGGAGGAAGAGUAUCAUCUGCUCACCGUCACCCUCUCCAAGCUGAAGCACUCGCUGGGGAUCAGCAUCUCUGGUGGUAUUGAGUCAAGGGCACAGCCAGUGGUGAAGAUUGAGAAGAUCUUCCCUGGUGGAGCUGCCUUCCUCAGUGGUAUCCUCAAGGCUGGGCAGGAGCUGGUGUCGGUGGACGGGGAGAGCCUGCAGAAUGUCACGCACCAGAGGGCUGUGGACAUCAUUCGCCAGGCCUACCGUAAUAAAGCCAAGGAGCCCAUGGAGCUGGUGGUGCGGGUGCCUGGACCACCACCGGAGUGAUACUGCACCUCCCAUUUGAUGAGCCAUUAUGUGUUCCAGAGGAGCCAGAUGGCUCAUUCCUGCACUGAGAUGUGGCUGGUCUCAGUGCAGACAGAGGGUAUGAGGGCCAGAUCUGCCCCAAGGGCAUGGAGCAGCUGUCCCCUGCAGGACCCAAGGGAGGGCAGUACUGGCAACACAGGGGAAGGACAAGUGGUCCCUGACCCUGCUCUGGACACGCAGAGUCCUGAAAAAAACACAGCCAGGGGCUUGUUUUUAAUUGCUGUUUCCAGGUGGUACACUGAUGAGCCAGACUCUGAGAAUGAGACAUGACUGAAAUAAAGUAUAAAAAUCCC